This is a messenger RNA of Apaloderma vittatum (bar-tailed trogon), 1859 nucleotides long. RefSeq names its product nuclear pore complex protein Nup155-like. Gene Ontology annotation, molecular function: structural constituent of nuclear pore; protein binding. The transcript is spliced from 17 exons. Gene Ontology annotation, biological process: protein import into nucleus; transcription-dependent tethering of RNA polymerase II gene DNA at nuclear periphery; protein localization to nuclear inner membrane. Gene Ontology annotation, cellular component: nuclear pore; nuclear pore inner ring. The annotation marks the transcript as partial. NCBI's taxonomy places the organism in Eukaryota, Metazoa, Chordata, Aves, Trogoniformes, Trogonidae. The record is from RefSeq and is a predicted model, not a curated record.
ACUGUUUCUGGUAUGUCAGAUAUGGAUUAUCCUUUGCAAGGACCAGGUUUGCUGUCAAUACCUAAUCUUCCAGAAAUCAGUUCAGUCCGCAGAGUCCCACUUCCCCCAGAACUAGUGGAGCAGUUUGGACACAUGCAGUGCAAUUGUAUGAUGGGAGUAUUUCCAGAAAUCAGCAGAGCUUGGCUGACAAUCGACAGUGACAUCUUUAUGUGGAACUAUGAAGAUGGGGGAGAUCUGGCUUAUUUUGAUGGCCUUAGUGAAACAAUUCUUGCAGUGGGUCUCGUAAAGCCAAAGGGAGGUAUCUUCCAGCCUCACGUACGACACUUACUUGUUCUGGCUACCCCUGUGGAUAUUGUGAUUUUAGGGCUCAGUUGUGCUAAUAUACAAGCAGGUACUGGAUCACUCAAUGACAGUAUGUCUGGUGGAAUGCAGCUGCUACCAGAUCCUCUCUAUUCACUCCCUACUGACAAUACUUACAUUCUGGCCAUAACGUCCACAGAAAACGGGCGUAUCUUUUUGGCUGGAAAAGAUGGCUGCUUAUAUGAAGUAGCGUACCAGGCUGAAGCAGGCUGGUUUAGCCAGCGCUGCAGAAAAAUUAAUCAUUCAAAGAGUGCGCUGUCGUUCCUUAUUCCUUCAUUGCUACAGUUUACAUUCUCGGAGGAUGAUCCUGUAGUUCAAAUUGCCAUUGACAACUCUCAAAAUAUCUUAUACACCCGCUCAGAAAAAGGAGUGCUGCAAGUUUACGAUUUGGGACAAGAUGGUCAAGGAAUGACGAGGGUUACUUCUCUUUCACAAAAUGCUAUAGUUUCUGCUGCUGGGAGCAUUGCAAGAACAAUAGAUCGUUCUGUAUUUAAGCCUAUUGUUCAAAUAGCAGUGAUUGAAAAUUCUGAAUCCAUAGACUGUCAACUACUAGCAAUCACACAUGCAGGUGUCCGACUGUAUUUUAGUACUUCACAGUUUAAGCAUCCAACAGCUCGUCCCUCCAUGUUAGCCUUAGUUCAUGUUCGUUUGCCACCUGGAUUUUCAGCUUCUUCUAAUGUAGAGAAGCCUACAAAGGUUCAUAGAGCUCUUUAUAGCAAAGGAGUCCUGCUGAUGGCAGCUUCAGAAAAUGAGGAUAAUGACAUUCUGUGGUGUAUCAAUCAUGAUUCAUUCCCUUUUCAAAAGCCAAUGAUGGAAACUCAGAUGACCACCCGCGUUGAUGGACAUUCCUGGGCUCUUUCUGCUAUUGAUGAAUUUAAAAUUCAGAAAAUUGUAACACCACUAAAUAAAGACAUUAUUCCAAUAACUGAUUCACCAGUUGUUGUGCAGCAACACAUGCUGCCACCUAAGAAGUUUGUUCUCCUUUCAGCCCAGGGGAGCUUUAUGUUUCAUAAACUCAGACCUGUUGAUCAGCUGCGACAUCUCCUUGUUAGCAAUAUAGGUGGAGAUGGAGAAGAGAUUGAAAGAUUUUUCAAGUUGCAUCAGGAGGAUCAGGCCUGUGCAACUUGCCUUAUCUUGGCCUGUUCUAAUGCUGCCUGUGAUAGAGAAGUGUCUGCCUGGGCUACUCGAGCAUUCUUCAGGUAUGGUGGAGAAGCACAAAUGAGAUUUCCAUCAGCUCUGCCUCCUCCAAGCAACGUUGGACCUAUGUUGGGUUCUGCUCCUGCCAGUUCUCAUUCUGUUUAUGAUAAUCCAUAUGCUAAUGUUAGCUUUUUGACAACACCUGGACAAGGUAUACAACCUGUUGCUGUGUCAACUCCCGUAUUUCCUUCUGGGAAUUCCAUGUCUCACCCUGGUACAUCCGUUAGUGGCGUGAUGGGUCCUGAGAUAGUAUUUUCUGGAAGACACAAUGGCAUCUGCAUAUAUUUUGCUCGGAUUAUAGG